Colletotrichum godetiae is the source of this 1190-nucleotide messenger RNA. RefSeq lists its product as uncharacterized. The coding region runs from base 191 to 985 and encodes 264 amino acids. The record is from RefSeq and is a predicted model, not a curated record. Lineage: Eukaryota; Fungi; Ascomycota; Sordariomycetes; Glomerellales; Glomerellaceae. The transcript has 2 exons.
ACUCAACGAAACCAUAUUCGGCCGCGCCUGCCGGCCCCUCAUCGCCACGCAAGCAGGAAACGGGAUUCAAAGCAGUGUAGCGAACGGCCCUUUCUGGAGUGUUUGCCGGACGCCACGCAGUUGGCUUCUUGCUUCACGCAGAGCCAGAAAAUGAUUUCAGCCGUAAUUCCACGACGGAGCAAAGAUAUAAAUGCGAUAUGUAUGCUUGCGUCCUCUUUCGAACCUUUCUUUUGGGCUUCGAUCACGCAACAACCACGUCUCCCCUCCUCCAUACAGCGUCAUGAUUUCCAAGGUCACCAUAGCGCUGCACGUCAUCUUGACACUAGUCAUACUCGCGUUGACCGUCAGGAUUCUGCAGGAUGAGCAGAACGAGGAGAGUGGCAUAGUACAGAUUCUGCUACGGAAAGAAGCGCGGCGCUUUGUUCAGGUUCCUGAUGUGGUCGGAUCUAUCGCUACAGCGGUGAAAAGUGCGGCUUCCAGCGUGGUCACAGCCGCAGUUGCGUCGGGCGAGUCUCUAGUCGCCGCAAGCCUGCCGUCGCGCGUGUCGGUGGGCACGAAGUACGCAUGUGUGGAUUCUGAAUGCUCCGCCGUCCCUGGUUCCGCGUUCCAUCUGGUCCAGUACUUGGUCUCGUUUCUUCCUUCGCCUGAGGAGGCCGAAACGUUACAGGAGUUGGUAGACAAAUGCCCAAACCUGGAAACCUUUCUGUCCGCCGGGUUGGGAUGUGCUCUUGCUUCGACCAUACUGCUACUUUCCGGUCUCAAGUUCAGGUUGCUCCGCUUCGUAUCGCUUGGAUUGGGUACCGUCUCUGUUAUCCUGUUUGCAGUAGCAGCUGGUUUCGCGGUGUCGCUGUACAAGACAGCCGAGGCUGUGGCAGACCUCCUUGGUGUCGAGGCGAGCAGAGGAGACCUCUUUGAGGCAUCCCUAGCAGACUUCUUAGCAAGCUUGAUUAUGACGGCGCUCGUACUCGUGGAGAUCAUCCUUUGAGAAGAGGGUUGUAAAGCUAUACGAUAUGGAAUUCCGACGGAGAAUCGAUGGAGUACCAUACAUAUCUCUACGGGAGGGGCCCGAUGCACGCGCUCGUAGUUGUCAUGAAGUAUCUCUAAAGACAUCGCUCCUGAAUAUGUCGGUGGAUAUCGCGCAUUUACCGAGACACCUCCCGCAUAUCUGAACCCAACCCUGCCCAGCUAUA